Messenger RNA from Loa loa (African eye worm), 209 nucleotides. RefSeq lists its product as hypothetical. Gene Ontology annotation, molecular function: protein binding. The record is from RefSeq and is a predicted model, not a curated record. Lineage: Eukaryota; Metazoa; Nematoda; Chromadorea; Rhabditida; Onchocercidae. The transcript has a single exon. The annotation marks the transcript as partial.
CAGCACAAAAUGGUCAUAUUAAAGUGGUCAGUGUCCUUGUACAAGAUUAUGGUGCUUUAUUGGAAGCAAUAACAUUGGACAAUCAAACAGCAUUACAUUUUGCUGCACGUUAUGGGCAAUUAGCUGUAGCACAAACAUUACUUACACUUGGUGCAAAUCCAAAUGCGCGAGAUGAUAAAGGACAAACACCGCUUCAUUUAGCAGCUGAA